This is a messenger RNA of Paramecium pentaurelia, 534 nucleotides long. The record is from the annotation of a GenBank genome assembly. Lineage: Eukaryota; Ciliophora; Oligohymenophorea; Peniculida; Parameciidae.
AUGAUUUAAUAUCCUGAUCUUGAUAAACCUGUUAACAAUUACAAGUAAGAAUUCAAAUUACUAAGUUAUCCUCCUCCUGAUGAAAAUAUUUAAGCAAUAUAAAUAGGAUAGCCAAUACAUGCAAAUUAAUGGUAGGGUAAUUAAGUGAAUUGGGUUCCUUAAGGUAAUGUUCCAUAAUAUAUCCCUGCAAUUCCCAAUACUCAUUAUCCAAGUUCAUUAUAAUAAAGAAGCUUUGGUAUGGUUUAAUAUUUAUUGAUUAGGAGAACUUGAUAAAGAGAAUCUUCCUCCUUAUUCUUUGAAUGUCAGAUGUCCUGAGUGUGCAGGUAUGAUUUAAACAAAGUUAACUUAUAUUCCUGGAUGUCUUUCUUUUAGUUUAUGUUUAACAAUGUGUGCUUUUGGGUUAUUUUGUGGGUAUUAUUUGAAUGAUUGUUUUAAUUAUUAGUUGUUGUUUAAUACCAUUUUGUAUAAAUUGUUGUAAAAAAUAAGUACAUCAAUGUCCAUUAUGUGAAAAGGUUUUAGGAGAAGUGAAGUGAC